Messenger RNA from Strongyloides ratti, 486 nucleotides. RefSeq lists its product as hypothetical. The record is from RefSeq and is a predicted model, not a curated record. The coding region runs from base 1 to 486 and encodes 161 amino acids. The transcript has 2 exons. NCBI's taxonomy places the organism in Eukaryota, Metazoa, Nematoda, Chromadorea, Rhabditida, Strongyloididae.
AUGGAGUGUAGUAAAAAAUUAAUUGGAAAUUUUAGUAUUGAAGAAUGGCUUGAAAAAUUAAAUAAUAUUAUGUAUGAUGACAAUUGUGAUGAAGAUACUUUUUUAAAUACAAUAAAAGAUUUUGAAAUUGAAUUAAUAAAAGAAAAAGAAACUUGUAAAGUUCUUUCUGAUAUAUUUUAUAAAAAUUCAAAUUGGCCAUUAAAGUUUUUUUUAGUUCUCAAGACACGUCAACAGUUUAUCAUUGAUAUCUUUAUUUUUAAUGAAUUUGGUUGGGAGGUAUUUGACUAUAUAUGGAAAUCUCCAAUUCCAUUUCAUGAUCGUUUUGAAAUAAUAAAGGAAGUUGGUAUAUUAAAUUUUACUUCUACUUCCGCACCAUUAAAUGAAAAUUUUGAGUUAUUGUGUUAUACUGUUGAGUAUGAUAAAUAUCUUGACUCGAAAAUUGACUGGGCUCUUCAAUAUGGUAUUAAAACAUCACAAACACAAUAA